AAAAAAUGACACAAUAUGAGUCACCGUGGUGGCAAGUGAUGAGUACCCACAAUCACAACCUUACUCCGGUACUAGCCGCCAUUUUUGUACUCAUCGGGGCCGCCGUUUUGUGGUACCGGUCGACACUUUCGAGCUCAUUGCCACCAGGUCCCCGUCACUUGCCGAUCCUAGGCUACCUUCCGUUUCUUGACCCUAACUUGCACACACACUUCACCAACAUGGCUCGGAGUUACGGUCCCAUCUUCAAGAUCUGGCUGGGAAGCAAGCUUUACGUUGUGAUCAACACCCAGGAACUAGCAAAGGUCGUGGUUCGUGACCAAGAUGAGACAUUUGCCAACCGUUCCCCCACAAUCGCGGCCUUGGCAAUGUCUUACGGUGGCCAAGGUAUUGGAUGGUCCAACAACAACUCCUCCUUGCGUAACCUUCGUAAGAUACUUGUCCACCAAGUCCUAAGUAACAAGAAUCUUGAAGAAUCUGGUUCUAUCCGAAGGGAUGAAGUUAGAAAAAUGAUCAGAAAUGUUUAUAGCAAAAUGGGGGCCAAAAUCGACAUUAACGAGAUUUCUUUCUCGAUGAUUUCCAACAUUCUAACAACCAUGGCUUGGGGAAAAGAUAACCAUUUUGGAGUUGAGUUGCAGAUUGUGAUUUCGAAGAUCGUUGAGAUGAUUGGACGACCAAAUCUGUCCGAUUUCUUCCCUUUUCUGAAAUGGUUUGAUCUGCAAGGUGUCGAGCGGGAGACUAAGAUGCACUCUAAGAACUUGGAUCGACUUUUAUCAAACAUUAUCAAUGAUCGAAUCAAAUCGAACUCCGAAAGCUUAGAUGUUGCAGCUAGGCAUGAAGGAAAGAGAGAUCUUUUACAAUUUUUAUUAGAGCUCAAGGACCAAAAGGAUACAACAUCGCUUGACAUCGACAAAAUAAAAGCACUUCUUACGGACACAAUGAUUGCAGGAACAGAAACAACAACAUCGUUAACACAAUGGGCGAUGGCAGAGAUUAUGCAUAAUCGCAACAUAAUGAAAAGGGUUCAAGAAGAAUUGGCAGAUAUUGUUGGAACAAGUAACAUCGUUGAAGAGUCGCAUCUUCCAAAACUGAAAUAUCUAGAUGCAACGAUCAAGGAAACAUUGCGGUUGCACCCUGGAGUCCCUCUUCUCAUCCCGCGGUCGCCAAGUCAGACUUGCACAGUAGGUGAAUACACCAUCCCAAAGGGUUCUACCGUCUUUGUGAACGUUUGGGCAAUCCAUCGGGAUCCUCGAAAUUGGGACAAUCCCUUGGAAUUCAAUCCCGAGAGGUUUUUGACUCGUGAGGGGAUGGAUAAAUAUGAUUUCAAGGGAAACAAUUUAAAGUUUUUGCCAUUUGGAUCAGGUAGAAGAGCGUGUCCAGGUGUUCCAUUGGCUACGAAAGUGCAAACAUAUAUCUUGGCUUCACUCUUACACUCCUUCGAAUGGAGUUUGCCCGAGGGCGAAGAGCAUGAUUUUUCCGAUGUGUUUUCCAUUGCAUUGAAGAAAAGAAAACCACUCGUCGCUGUCCCAUCUCAAAGAUUGUCUGACGUGAGCCUUUAUAUGUAAAAUCUUGUUGGACUUGUCCAUGUGGUCAAGAUGACUUAGAGACUUUGAGUUUAAAUUCCGCUCUUUCAUGGAUUCCAGUAUGUUCUGUCCAUGCUGAUCGAAUGUUUACCGAUUUCUAGUUUGGACCGUGUAUCUAUUGAAUAAGUCUCGAUCUAUUUA
Molecule: messenger RNA, 1721 nt
Organism: Cynara cardunculus var. scolymus (artichoke)
Lineage: Eukaryota; Viridiplantae; Streptophyta; Magnoliopsida; Asterales; Asteraceae
Product: geraniol 8-hydroxylase-like
Exons: 2
Coding region: 6-1562 (518 amino acids)
Molecular function (GO): monooxygenase activity; iron ion binding; heme binding
Source: RefSeq, a predicted model, not a curated record